CUGCUGACCGCCUGUGCAGAAAUCUUUGCCGUUUAAAGCUACCCAGCCUCUCGUGCCACAACGAACCCAAAUGUUGAUACGGGCUCUGACCUGCAGAGCGGUGCAUGGGAGAAUGGUAGCGCGACCGUAAGAUCAUGCUCUACACAAUGACAUGUUGGCUUCCAGUCCUGGGCCUCCAUUUGAUUCUCCUAAGCACAGCCCGGGUGGCCGCCUGCCCAGCACGCUGUGAGUGUGCCCCUCAGAUCAAGUCCGUGGCGUGUCAUCGCAAGCGUCUUACCUCCAUCCCUGAGGGGAUCCCCACCGAGACUAAGAUCCUGGAGCUCAACAAGAACCGGAUCCGCUGCCUGAACCCCGGGGACCUGUCCCCUUACCCUUUGCUGGAGGAGCUCGAUUUCAGUGAGAACAUCAUCACCAAUGUGGAGCCAGGAGCCUUCAGCAACCUCUUCAACCUACAGACCUUGCGGCUGCGAGGCAACCAGCUCAAGCUGAUCCCGCCUGGGGUCUUCACCAAGCUGGCCAACCUCACCCUCUUGGAUAUCAGUGAAAACAAAAUCGUCAUCCUGCUGGACUACAUGUUUCAAGACCUGAGGAACCUGAAGAACCUGGAGGUGGGAGACAAUGACUUGGUGUACAUCUCCCAAAGGGCUUUCUCUGGCCUACUGGGACUGGAGCAGCUGACCAUAGAGAAAUGUAACCUGACAGCCAUCUCUGCAGAAUCCCUCUCCUACCUCCAAAACCUGGAGGUCCUUCGGCUCCGACACCUCAGCAUUGCUUCGCUGGAGGACCAGAACUUCAAGAAGCUCUACAAUCUUUUGCGGCUGGAGAUUGACAACUGGCCACUACUGGAGGACAUCUCACCCACCAGCUUCCAAGGACUGAAUCUCACAUCUCUGUCCAUCACGUACACCAACAUCACGGCCGUGCCCACAGCUGCGUUGAGGAACCUUGUGUACCUCAGGUACCUGAACUUGUCGUACAACCCCAUCAGCACGGUGCUGAAGGGCUCCUUCAAGGACCUAAUUAGGCUUCAAGAGCUUCACAUGGUGGGCGCUCUCUUGGUCUUGGUGGAGCCUCAAGCGUUCUCUGGCUUGAGGCAAAUCCGCCUCCUCAACCUCUCCAACAACUUCCUCACAACCCUGGAGGAGAGCACCUUCCACUCUGUGAACACCCUGGAGACUCUGCGUGUGGACAGGAACCCACUGGCCUGCGAUUGCCGCCUCCUCUGGAUACUACAGCGCCGAAAGACACUCAACUUCGAUGGGCAGCAGCCCAUGUGCUCCUCGCCGCCAGAGAUCCAGGGCAAUGCCCUGCGCGACUUCCCAGACUCCAUACUGUUCGAGUACUUCACCUGCCAAAAGCCCAAAAUAAGGGACCGAAAGCUGCAGCACAUAACGGCCCGUGAGGGGCAGUCCGUCUCCUUCCUCUGCCGAGCCGACGGCGAGCCCAUGCCCUCCAUUGUCUGGGUCUCUCCUCAGCACAGGAUGAUCACGACCAAAAGCACAGGGCGAGCAACAGUCCUCCCUGGGGGCACGCUAGAAAUCCGAUUUGCCCAAGUCCAAGACAGCGGCACAUACAUAUGCAUCGCUAGCAAUGCGGGGGGCAACGACACCUACUUCGCCACCCUGACGGUGAAGGGGCACCCAGCUGACAGCUCUUUGUAUGCAAACCGGACUUUGUACCUCAGCGAGUUCAAUGACACCUUCCACAACGACACGCAGGUCUUCUUGAAGUUUACACUGGACCUCAAAACCAUCUUGGUGUCCACUGCCAUGGGCUGCAUCACCUUCCUGGGCGUGGUGCUCUUCUGCUUCCUGCUCCUCUUUGUCUGGAGCCGGGGUCGGGGGCAACACAAGAACAACUUCUCCGUGGAGUACUCCUUCCGCAAAGUGGAUGGUCCCACCACCACCACCGGGCAGGGAGGCGCCAGGAAGUUCAACAUGAAGAUGAUCUGAGUGCCUCUGGGAGAGGGGAAUUGCUUGUCCACCGCUGCCAGCCACCAACGUGGCCAGCCCAGGAUGGGGAGGGGGGAGGGAGGCAUCGGAGCAUCCUUUGUUUUCCAGUGACGGCUUCAUUUCCUCAGGCGGGUCCUUCUCCUGAGGACCGAGGCAGCAGGACUCACAGAGGGACCCGCUUCUGCUGGGACGCUGGCUCAGGUCCACACAAGGGCUCAGAAGCAAACGGGAAGAAGAAGUGAUUCACUUCCCCGGCCUUGCCACAAAACUGGAUUGAGCACCGCCGGAGGUCCGGGUGCCUGCUCCUGCAGCUUAGCUCCUUUUCUGAGCACACCCCAUUCUCCGUGAGCUCAUGGACCCCCACUCCUCCACGCCGGAGAGGGCAGAAGGGGCUUGAGGAGGUGCCCCCCGAGCCCCGCGGCUGUGGAGGCCUCCUGAUGUAGCUGACCUUUUUUUGUAUCAACUAUGCAUUUCUCCGACGGCAAGGCGAGCAGCGUUGGGGCCUGGAGAACCUGCUUCCCUUUUUUUUUAAGAGACAAUCUUGGACCCUUUCUCGGUUGUUGUUUUAUGGCUCAUUUUUAAAUGUUUUUUUUAACAAAUUUCCAACUGAAGUCUUCCUGUGCAACCAUGGACGUGGGCACAGCGGGGAGAGGGCUGCUGCCACGCCAGCCCACGCACUGGCCUGGGAAGCGAGAGCAGGCGCGGGGCCGCACCGGGGAGCUGCUGUGCCUUGGAAGAGUUCUUUCUAGCAUUUUUAAUAAGGGGCAUCUGUGAAUACAAGCAAUAAUAGCCCGACUCUGCAGUUCCUCCCAGGCACACGGUUCUGUGCAAAUGUCAGUGCCAUGACGUGGCUCUGUCCUGCAUUACGUGAGAGGGUUCAGGUGCUAGAAGCUAAAAGAAAUAAGGCAACAGCCGCGGGGUCUAGAGUCAGUAGGAAGAGAUGUAGCUGGGGGAGAGGGACAGGCCAGGUCUCCAAGCCCCCACCAUGUGCUCACCCAGUGCUCGUGUAUUGUCAAGAUGGGCCUGGCAGCGAGGCCCCCAAGCUACAUCUGGCUCAUUCAUGCCCUUGCAGGGGCCACCAGCUGCUGGGCCCCUGACAGGGACAGGCACAGUGGAGACAGAUUAAGGAGGGGUGGAUCAAGCCUGUGUCUCAAUGGGGUGAAGGGAAUCCCUGCUUCAAACAGUCACUGGGUAUUGAGAGGGUCUCGUGGCCGCUGGCCUCUCUGCUCUCCCCACUCUCGCCAUUCCCCCUCCUUCCCCAGAAGGGCUCUCAGCCAAGGCAGCUCAAAGCCUCGUGCUAAGCAGAGCGGACCCUGCCUGGCCCGAGUUGGAUCUCGUGACGUGAAGCAAGAGGCUGGAGCUGGUUCAGUAAAUCUCACGCUGCCUAUAGCCAAGCGCUGCCCUGCUCCAGGAGAGCAGAGCCCACUAGGCUGGGCCUGGAAGGGAGCAGUGGAGCAGGGUGGAGCUGCAGCUCUUCUCCCCAUCAGCGGCUGAGCAGAAGGGGAGGGAAGUUUGCACUACCAGCGACGGAAAAGUUAUGGGAUCCCCGUUCCUGCUCCUUGCAGCAAAGCAAGGAGAGGUGCGAGGUGGAUCCAAGCCUACAGCCCCCCCACCCCAAGAAAACGGGGAAUGUUCUGUCCGGCAGUGAAUCAAACUGGCCUUCUGAUGGCACGUGUAUUGUCAUGGCAAGCACGUGUGUAAAUUAGGCGAGCAUUUACACUUGCACUAGUGUGCGUGCAAAGUUUGGGGGCAGUCCGGAGAGCCGGGCCAGCAUAGAGGGAACCCUUGUGAACCAAAAGAGUGGCGCAGGUCGCAAAAGCAAGGAUGACCCUGGCCAGGACAGCGAGCCUGACCCCUAAAGAAAGCGGUCCCUUCCCCCUUACUCAGCAUCUCCGAUUCCUUUGCAUCGAGGCAGUCUCUGCUUCGCCCAGCCAGCACCGUGCUUUGCUUUUCAAGGUCUGCAGGGCCCGCAGAGACCCUCUAGACAGUGGAAAAACAGGGCCAGAUGGUCUUGUGCCUGUGGGGCAGUAAUAAGGUUGGAAAAUAAACAGAUACUUAACCAAUGUCAAAGCAAAGGCUCCUGCCCUCCUCUCGCCCAAGGCCGCCACAGAGGAGCAAGAAGAGAGCCCUUCAGCACAGCAAGUUCACCCCGCUUUGGCCAUCUCCAUCAGCCCUGCUGCCCGCUGUCACCGAGGGAACAGAGGUUUGGUGUGUGUGUGUGUGUGUGUGGAUGUGGGUGUGCACGCGUGACCGUGCAUGCGU
Molecule: messenger RNA, 4214 nt
Organism: Gavialis gangeticus (Gharial)
Lineage: Eukaryota; Metazoa; Chordata; Crocodylia; Gavialidae
Gene: LINGO3
Product: leucine rich repeat and Ig domain containing 3
Exons: 2
Coding region: 135-1952 (605 amino acids)
Molecular function (GO): protein binding
Source: RefSeq, a predicted model, not a curated record